Fragaria vesca subsp. vesca is the source of this 1003-nucleotide messenger RNA. RefSeq lists its product as uncharacterized. The transcript has 2 exons. Lineage: Eukaryota; Viridiplantae; Streptophyta; Magnoliopsida; Rosales; Rosaceae. The record is from RefSeq and is a predicted model, not a curated record. Bases 101 to 649 code for a protein of 182 amino acids.
AAUUUACGAAGCAAGGAUUUCCCCCUUUCCCCCAAAUUCUGUUAGCUUUCUUUGUUUUCUGAGAGAAACCCAGAGCAAUCAAGAAACCAAAACCUCCAGCAUGAACCAAAACCAAAACCUUCACGAGAGAGUCAAUGUCGGGUUGCAAGGGUUCCGGGCCGCCCUGGAACUACUAGCGGAGUCGCUGCAGAUGAUCGCUGACGGCGUGAAUCAUCUUGAAGCCGAACCGCUUCACGGAGCCAACAUCGACAUCAAUCAGCCGGUGACUUUGGCCGCGAUUCGUGCCUGUAUGGGCUCCAUUGAGCAGUCGGGGAUCAGAAUCCGAGGCGCCGUGGAUGAUAUCAACUUUUUCAUCCCAACCCAACCGGACGUCCGCCCAAACUUUCCGGCGCAGAUUCGGGUGAUCACCGUCGCAAUGAGAAUGAUGGGCUCGUCGGCGUUGGCCAUCCACGGUUUUGUGGUGCAUAAUUCCUUCGGUCGCCGCGAAACACUAGGCGGCGUAUACUACCGGAUUCAACUUGGAUUGGCUCACCUCAAUAUGGCAUUGCUUGAGUUUCAAACAAACAUUACCAUUCUCCGCAGCCUCGAACCUCAGGGGUUUAUCUGGGAUGAUCUUCACUAUGAUUAUGAUCGCGAUGUUGUGCAAUAGUAAUCGGGCAAGAGUUGAAGCCGCUGCAUAUGCACAGCUCAAGUUGUUUUAAGCACAUCCGCACAUGUUACAAAAUCUGAUCUGUGAAAGUACAUCAUACUAUUACAGGCAUUUUCACAUAAACAGGCGAGGAGAAAAGGAGUCUGUACUCUGUUCCUAAAUAACAGGAAGUUCAGUCUCGUUUUAUUUUUGUAAGUUUAGUUACUAUUACUUGGAUGAAAUAACUUGAAGCAUGUUAAGACAAUCAUUUUACUAUUUUACUGAAUAUACAGAAGCAUGCACUUGAAGGAAAAUUAGCUUCUUCUCCAGGAAAUGAUGUUUGUGCAGGCUUUCGCCUAUUGCCAAUUUUUGGUC